This is a messenger RNA of Branchiostoma belcheri (Belcher's lancelet), 3227 nucleotides long. Its product is annotated as maternal embryonic leucine zipper kinase-like. The record is from RefSeq and is a predicted model, not a curated record. Lineage: Eukaryota; Metazoa; Chordata; Leptocardii; Amphioxiformes; Branchiostomatidae. Bases 162 to 2306 code for a protein of 714 amino acids. Gene Ontology annotation, cellular component: cytoplasm. Gene Ontology annotation, molecular function: protein serine/threonine kinase activity; ATP binding; tau-protein kinase activity. Gene Ontology annotation, biological process: microtubule cytoskeleton organization; intracellular signal transduction; protein phosphorylation. The transcript has 20 exons.
AGAGCAUUACUGAGUGUCGUGGGGACGAGUCUAGCUGCUGAUUGGUCAGUCGUGACGUCACUCCUUGACGGAGGCCAUUUUGAAAACCAGUAUCCAGAUAGAGAUCCGGACUGUUGCAGAUCUUUGUUGUAUCUUGAGUUGAGGACCUGAACCCAGUCAGGAUGCCGACACCCUACAGGCCUAUAGAGGAGUACUACCAACUUAGGCACACCAUCGGAUCAGGUGGUUUUGCCAAGGUGAAGUUGGCACAUCACAUCUUGACAGGAGAAAAAGUGGCUGUGAAGAUCAUGGAUAAGGCAGCACUGGGGCCGGACCUUCCCCGUGUGCAGAUUGAGAUAGAAGCCAUGAAGACCCUGACACACCAGCAUGUGUGUAAACUGUACCAGGUGUUAGAGACAGACACCAAGAUCUUCAUGGUACUGGAGUACUGUCCUGGAGGAGAACUGUUUGACUACAUUGUUGCCAAAGACAGACUGCCAGAGGAGGAGGCCAGGGUGUUCUUCAGACAGAUCGUGUCGGCUGUUGCCUAUAUCCACACUGAAGGGUAUGCACACAGGGACCUCAAACCGGAAAAUCUUCUCCUUGAUGAAACCCACAACUUGAAACUGAUAGAUUUCGGUCUAUGUGCCAAACCCAAGGGUGGGAUGGACCACCAGCUGAGCACGUGCUGCGGCAGCCCUGCGUACGCCGCGCCCGAACUCAUCCAGGGGGACGAGUACCUAGGGGCAGAGGCUGAUGUUUGGAGUAUGGGAGUGUUGCUGUAUGCCCUGAUGUGUGGCUUCCUGCCUUUUGAUGAUGAUAACGUGGGAGCUCUGUACAGGAAAAUCAGGAAAGGACAGUAUGAAGUCCCAGACUGGUUAUCCCCCCAAAGUGUGGACCUUAUCAAUGUCAUGCUGCAGGUUAAUCCCAAAUGCAGAAUUAAUGUGAAGGAGCUGCUGUGCCACCCUUGGUUGACAGAGGGCCUUGCUGAACCCAUCGACUUCAGGACCAAGUACAGUAAUAACCACAUAGAUGAGGACUGUAUCACAGAGAUGUCCAUCCACUUCAAAAAGUCCAAAAACACAAUGCUUGACAUCAUCAAAGAUUGGAAGUACGAUGACAUCACAGCCACCUACUUUCUCCUGUUGAACAAGAAGAGACGAGGCAAGCCGUGUCGGAUCCUGGUGCCUCCUGUCCUGUCCCCGAAACAUGCCCCAGAUACUCCACUGGCAGACAUCACAGAUAAAGUAUCUGGGAACAUGGCAGAUCUUCCAGACGACAUCUUUAACCUGAUGGGCCCAAGCACGCCCCUGAAGGACGGCAAGAAGAACAGCAACAAGGAGGACGACUUCAUCAUCGGGCGCCGAACACGCAAGGAGAGAGAACCCGAGGAAGACUCAGACAUCUCACCGCCUGAGGAGAAGAAAAAGAAGAAAGAUGACGACUACAUGUUUGUGAGACCGGACCCCAUGUACUCGUCUGGAAGGUACCGCAGGGGGGGUACCCCCGCUAAACAGGCCAAGGUGGCAACAGGGGUAGCCAAAAAUACAACCCCCCUGAAGAACAGGAGGAGGUCCAAGACUCCGCCCCCUAUUCCUGUGUGCAGGGCAACCCCGCCAAUCAAACUCAUGCAGCCAAUCAAACAGGAGGAUGGAGGUGCAGUCCCAAGAUCUGUUGAUGACAACUUGUGUGGCCUUGGUACCUUCAGUCCUGAGAGGAGAACUCCAUCUGUGGAUCGUCAUAUCGACAUGGCCAACCUGAUAGCGUCCUCGGAGAAGCGGCGUAUGCCUGGCUCUGCCAAGAAAGUGUUCGGCAGCAUUGAGAAGAGACUGGACAGGAUGAUCGGCCUGCUCACACCCAGCAAGAGGAAAGGUUCGGUGGCUGAGGAGCCCAGGCAACUCAAGACUGUGUUAGCUGAGGGCAUGGAAGGUACCCUGGACAAGAUGAAGGAACUGAAGGAGCUGGUGACUCCUGACAAGUGGAAGUUUUCCUCUACCUCCUCUGAGGAGGGACCCAGGAAACUCAGGAAAGGAGACUUGGACCUGCUGAGUGUGAAGAUCACGUCCAGUCUCAGUGCAGAACACAUCGUGACAGAACUCUCACAGGAGGCUCGCAAGAAGUACAUGCUGUGCAAGGAGAAGGGGUACAGUGUGAGGUGUAAGCGUGUGGAUGCUCGAGGGAAGCCCACACUGCUGUUUGACAUGGAGGUGUGUCAGAUGCCCAGUCCCCAGUCUAACCUGCUGGGGGUCCGCUGUAAGAGGGUGAAGGGAGACACCUUCGACUACAAGAAGGCCUGUGAGGAUGUGCUGAGAGGGGCUAAACUCUGAAGCUCAUGUCAGAAUACUAGAGAGCUGGAGUGAUGUGAUGUCUCCUGAUGCAUGCUGGGAGAAAAGCUGUCACAUGUACAUAGAGCGGAGGUGGUGGGUCAGCCAUAUCAUUCUGUAAUCACUGUCUGUACAGCAAUCAGGACUUGUACAAGUUAGAGGUGUUAGUUAUUAGAUUAAUUCUAACAUUAGCUAAGAGGAGAGAUCCAAUCUGGUCUUUAUAGGCACACUAAUAAGCAUGUAGCAGAAUUGGAAUCACUGCAAAAGAUAAUAGCUAAAGAUACAUUGUAAGCAUGUAUGUUACCAUAUAAAGUUUUAGUACUGCAUCUUCUGUUAUUCCCAGUUUGUAAACAAGAUAUGAACAGCACGUUGGCACAGGGCUUCUUUAAUCAAUUUUUCAGUUCACAGAUGAAGACAAUAUUUGUUAAGAAACUGAAGAACAUUGACGAAAAGUAACGUGUACAUUUGUAUGAUUUAAUUUUAGAUUAUGAAGGCUGUAUUGGUCAGUGAUUCAUAUAAGCUUGUUGUUUGAGGUUGUGGAUUCAGUCUAAUAAUAAUGUACUUGUGUAUGAAAACCCAUACAACUAAAGAACUGUGGUUGUGAGAUUUCUCGUUACUAAUAUUAAUGAAAAAAGCAAUAAUGAAUACAUACAUAUAAGCUGUAAAGUGUACGUGGAGACAAAUAGACGAAAAACAAUUCAGUACAUUCAAAUGGCCCCGUUGGAAGGAUUGUUUGAACUAACUACAGAAUCAAGCUUGUACAAUGUAAAUAAUGUCUACAUUACAAUAGAAUAACCUUCUGUCAGUCAUAUACCAUCAUCAUGUUAUUAUUGUCUUCUAACUGUUGGAUUUUUCCUGAAUGUUACACUGUUUUCCCUUUGUCUAGUUUUUGCUGUCGUAUGAUUACAUCUGUGAGACGCUUUU